Molecule: messenger RNA, 2352 nt
Organism: Stylonychia lemnae
Lineage: Eukaryota; Ciliophora; Spirotrichea; Sporadotrichida; Oxytrichidae
Source: the annotation of a GenBank genome assembly
AUGUCUGAAUACGGCGAAGAGGUUGAAGAAGCUCCAAUAGUCAUCAAGGAAGACCCUGGCAAAAAAUUCUUCAUUGCCACCCUUAAUACUUACUCAGGCAAAGCUUUGCUUAAGGAAUUAAGAAAUGAUCAUUUAGUUAAAGAAGAAUAUGCAGCUCAUUAAUUCGUCGGAACUCUAGAUAAAUUUGAAGAAGAUAAUUCAGGAUUAAAAUAAGUUCCACCUGAAGGGGUUCAGAGAGUUGUUCAAAUGGAAAGAACUAAGGAAUUCAGAGAGACUAUCCUUGAAAGUGAUGUAAUCGUGUACGAUUUGCUCAAUAAUAAAUUUGAAGAAGUUGACUAUGUGAUUAAAACACUCAAAACAAGCAAUCUCCAAUAAGAAAAAACACUUAUACUAUUGUCAAGCGUUAUGACUUGGGUGAAUACUCCUCCUAAAUAUCCAAAGAUAGUCGAAGAGGGCGAAGAAGGUGAAGAGGCAAAUGAAGAGGCUGAAGAAGCAGAGGAAGAACCAGAAGGUGAUGCUGAACCAGAGGAGGAUGCUGAAAAGGAUGAAAACGGAGAGCCAAUUAAAAAACCUAAGGUACUGUUCUUUAAAGAAACAGACUACCAUCUCAGAGUCCCACUUGAGGAAUAUCAAUAUUUAAAAACACUUGAAACAUUAGCAAUGUCAUCUGUAAAAACUCAACCUAAAUUAAAAGUUCAUGUAUUGUGCAGUGGUAUCAGAUAUGGUAAUGGCGAAAGACAAUUUUAUGAGCUUUUUAAAAGUGCAUGGCUUUAGAGCCCAUCAGAUCUUCCAUAUCUUUCUAAGGGUGAUAAUUUGAUUCCAACAAUUCACGUUAUUGAUCUCGCUAGACUUGUUAGAAGAAUUGUGUAAGAUAAAGUUACCAAGCAAUACAUAUUUGCCAUGGAUAGAACAUCCAAGCCAUCUUAAAUAAGAAUAAUCUAAGCUAUUUCUAAGGGCAUGGGAACUGGGCUUAUUUCCAGAUACAACUCUGAAUGGACAUUCCCAUUUUCUGAAAAAGUCAAAGAAUUCUUGAGAAUAAACUUGAAAAUGAAAACAUCUGAAGUAUUUAAGGAUGGAGAACCACCUGAAGAUGCUGAAGAUUAAGAGGAAGCAGCCAAGAAACUGAAGUUCCCAUGGCACUCAGAGAAGGGUGUCAUCGAUAAUAUGAGACUCUUAAAUAAUGAAUUCAAUUAAUUCAGAGGACUAAAUCCAGUUAAAAUCUUUGUAACUGGUCCACCAGCAAGUGGGAAAACUCAUUACGCUACUUUUUUAGAAGGAUACUACAAUAUUCCUCGUGUAAACGUCAAGCAAUUAGUUGAUAAGGCUUUCGAAAUGGCUAAAAUUGAAGAGGAAGGUGAGACCAACGAAUUAGUAGCAGAGAUUAAGACGAAAGUAGAGGAAUUGAGAUAAGCCAUGGCUGAUUAAAUUCUGGAAAACAGACCAGAGGGCGAAGAAGAACCCCCUGAAAUCGAUAAAGAAAAGCUACCUAUCAGACUUCCAGACGAUAUUCUUUACAAACUUUUGAAGCUAGCUUUGAAUGAAAAUGCUUGCAGAAAUAGAGGUUAUAUUCUUGAUGGCUAUCCAAGGACCUUCAAGGAUGCAUGUGAAGUAUUCUUAAAAAGAAAGCAAAAGUUUGAUGAAGAAGGAAAUCCAAUUGAAGAAGAUGAACCAGAACUUGAGGAGGGAGAGCAAAAAUCAUAUGAUAACUAUGAACCAGAUAAAGACAUAUUCCCUUCUAGUGUCUUAGUCCUAAAGGGAGAAGAUGAUUUCUUGAUAACCAGAGUUAAGUCAUUGACUGAGUAAGUUGUUUAGAACACACAUUAUAAUGAACAGGACAUGCUAAGAAGAUUAAAAGCCUACGCUUCAGCUAACAAGUCUGUUAUAGCUGAGCCCUCAGUGCAUCAAUUCUUCUAGCAAUAUGGAGUCAACUAACUCCAUGAAGAAAACUGCCAAACAGAAGAAUAGAAAUCAAUUGCUGCCUUCAAAAUAUACAUUGAAAGAUUUGAAAAGCCAGUUAAUUGGACAUCAGCGUAUACUGAAAAAGUAUCCAUGCAGUAAUACCAUGAAAGAAUUUUAGACAAUAGAGAAGCCAAGAUUGAGCAAGAACUUCGUAAGUAAAAGGAAGCUUACACUAAGUAAAGACUUGACUUGAUCAAGGAACAGGAAAGAGAUUUGCUAGACACUAAGUCUUAGCCAAUUCGUUAAUACUUAAUGGACAACUUAGUGCCUAUUCUCACUGAUGGACUAAUUGAAGUGUGCAAAAAGACCCCUGAUGACCCAGUUGACUAUUUGGCAGAGUAUUUAUUCAAAAGAUCACUCGAUGUCCCUUACCCUGAUCCAACUAGCUAUUGA